Molecule: messenger RNA, 2199 nt
Organism: Oikopleura dioica
Lineage: Eukaryota; Metazoa; Chordata; Appendicularia; Copelata; Oikopleuridae
Source: the annotation of a GenBank genome assembly
AUGGAGAACAACGCCUAUAGAAUCAACCCGGAACAGCCGGUCAAAGGAGCAGUGAUCUUUCUCCACGGUUUAGGAGACCAGGGACAAGGAUGGAUGAGUGAGUUCAAGCAAAGACUUUCCAAGUACAGACAGGACAUCGACUUCAUAUUCCCAAACGCGCCAGAGCAGCCUGUCACGCUCAACAUGGGAAUGAGAAUGCCAAGCUGGUUCGACUUGUAUGGCCUUUCUCCGGACUCAAAUGAAGACGAGGAGGGAAUCGUGAAAAUGUCCAAAAAUGUGGAUCAACUAGCAGACACUUUGAUGAAACAACACAACAUUCCGUCGGAGAAAAUCGUCAUUGCCGGAUUUAGUCAAGGCGGCGCACUCGCAAUCUACACUACUUUGAGCUCCUCGAAGAAGUUUGGUGGAGCGAUUUGUCUUUCAACUUGGCUUCCUCUUCGUAAAAACAUCUUGAAGGACUUGAAGGAGCACAGAUUCCCAGCUUUCUUCGGUCAUGGAAAGUCAGACAAUAUCGUCCCUAACAAUUUCGGAAGAGUGAGCGCUGAUGGCCUCAGAAGCGUUGGUUUUGAUGUAACUUGGAAAGAAUGCGACUACCUAAACGCUUCAACCGCUUGUUCCAAGUUGAAUAAUGUCAUUUUGCCCGAAAUCAUUACACACUUGAUCGGCAUUUUCGUCCUUUUUGUCACUGGGCACUGGAUUCUCUUCGCCCUUAAUGUCCCUGUCGUAUUGAUUCUUAUCCACAGAUUCAAUUCCGUCCAAGCUGGAAGUAUAGGUCUAUACGACCCAGCCGAAAUCCACAAUCAGCGCCGGCUGAAAACGUUCAUGCACGAGAAUCUCGUCAAAAUUCUGAAUUUAAUCGCCGCUUUUAGAAUGACGUCCGCCUUUUCUCCCGAUGGGUCGGAAGCAAUGGGAAGAGUGAUCGAGCGGCGCAGACUCCGUCCUGACUCAAUUUCGGUUUCGGAUUUUUACGAUCUCGGGAAAGUCGCAAGCUUUUGUGAAUCGAUCAAGGGCGAUGUGACUUUACAGCUUAAUGACGUGCUAUUACCGGACGCUGCAAAGAUUUUGAAAGAGCUGAAAAAGAGAGUUGGUCCCGAAAGCGAAGCCAGAUUCUGCAUUCUUGCCGACUCGACCUUUGGGGAUGGAGAUGUCGAUGAAGUUUCUGCGCUGCAUCUCGACUGCCAGGCGCUGGUAUAUUUCGGCGACGCUAAUUUUAAAACCAUAACCAAUAUUCCGUCACUGAUUGUGAGUUUAGACACGAUUGAAAAGGAAAGCUUCGCCGCUUCUCUCGAUGAAGUUGUUUCAAAAUAUCCAGGAGCUGUAUUCUUGGUUGAGAAUGAAAAAAUGAUGGAAGCAGUUGGAGAGAAAUCAGAUAGCGUCAGAUUGAUGACAUUGGCGAAUGAUAUCAGCGAGCUCUCCCCGGAAACGAAAUCAUUAGAUACGGCGGUUUACAUUGGCAACACGAAAUCACCGAAAAUAGCAGCUUGGUGUCUUCAAAAUCAGCCCGAGAAGUUUGUUGCAAUUUCGAGCGACACUUUCGAAGUUGAAGAAAAUCCAGUCAAUGUUGGGAGAAUUCUUAUGCAACGAUUCUAUCUCAUUGAAAAGGCAAAGGAUGCGGAGCGAGUUGGGAUUGUCCUUGGCUCAAAUGGUGGUCAUGCGACAAGUGGAUUAUGCAUGGAUAAACUAAGAAAGCUCGGCCAAGAGGCUGGCAAAAACGUUUACAAUCUCAUUGUUGGAGAGCCGACGCCACAGAAACUAGCGAAUUUCCCAGAAAUGGACAUUUUCGUUCUGAUCGCAUCUCCCGAAGAAUCAAUUCUCCCUGCAAAAGGUUUCUACAAACCAGUUUUGCAUCCGUGGGAAUUCAUGAUGGCUUGCUCUGAUGAAGAUUGGACUGGCGCUUAUUCUGCCAAUUGGACAGAAUUGCUCGAGGCUGAGCUCAAGGCUUCAGUAAAGGAGUACGAUGUUUCAUUGUUCACGGGGAAUAUAAGAGCGGCAAAUACAAACACAGCAAUGGAAUCGUCUGCUGGAGCUUCAGGAAUGCAACUCGCAACGGUUGGAGAACGAGAAAUCGCGCUGCUCGACUCGCACAAAAUUCGCGAAUCAAGAGAAUAUUUUGGGCUGACACAGGAGCAAAACGCAGCUCCAUCGAAAAUUGUUGAUGGACGCUGUGGGAUUGCUCAAGGAUAUAAUGAUGAAAAAUGA